AGAUCAGCCAAGUCGUCUGGACCUGAUCAACUUAACCUUAACCUCUGGAUCUGAUCAACUUAAGCUACUGAUUUCAACUACUUCCGGCCUAACUACGAAACAAUGAAUUACACAGGCUAUAUCUUAGCUUUUCAGCUUUGCGUGAUUUUGUGUUCUUCUGGUUACUACUGUCAGGCCAUGUUUUUUAAAGAAAUAGAGAACCUAAAGGAAUAUUUUAAUGCAAGUAAUCCAGAUGUAGCAGACGGUGGGCCUCUUUUCUUAGACAUUUUGAAGAACUGGAGAGAGGAGAGUGACAAAACAAUCAUUCAAAGCCAAAUCGUCUCCUUCUACUUGAAACUGUUUGAAAACUUUAGAGAUAAUCAGAUCAUUCAAAGGAGCAUGGAUACCAUCAAGGAAGACAUGCUUGUCAAGUUCUUCAAUAGCAGCAACAGUAAGAGGGAUGACUUCCUCAAGCUGAUUCGAAUUCCCGUGAAUGAUCUGCAGGUCCAGCGCAAAGCGAUAAAUGAACUCAUCAAAGUGAUGAGUGAUCUCUCACCAAGAUCUAACCUAAGGAAGCGGAAAAGGAGUCAGAAUCUGUUUCGAGGCCGCAGAGCAUCGAAAUAAUGGUCAUUCUGCCUGCAAUAUUUGAAUUUUUAAAACUAAAUCUAUUUAUUAAUAUUUAAUAUUUUACAUUAUUUAUAUGAAGAAUAUAUUUUUAGACUCAUCAAUCAAAGUAUUUAUAAUAGCAAUUUUUAUGUAAUGAAAAUGACUAUUAAUAUAUGUCUUAUUUAUAAUUCCUGUAUCCUGUGACUAUUUCACUCAACCCCUUCCCUUUUUUAUUCUGACCAGCUAGGCAAGACUGUGAUUUCAAGGCUUAAUCUCAGGGACCAAGUAGGCAGCCGACUUAAGUAAGACCCUGUGGGGUGUGCAUUUAUUUCACUUGAUACCAUGAGCACUUUUAAAGGAAAUGAUGCCAUCCAGUCCCUGCCUAUUUGGGAACAUGUCUGCAUUAUGGGCCACUGCUCUAA
Molecule: messenger RNA, 1007 nt
Organism: Odobenus rosmarus divergens (Pacific walrus)
Lineage: Eukaryota; Metazoa; Chordata; Mammalia; Carnivora; Odobenidae
Gene: IFNG
Product: interferon gamma-like
Exons: 4
Coding region: 103-603 (166 amino acids)
Biological process (GO): immune response
Cellular component (GO): extracellular region
Molecular function (GO): type II interferon receptor binding
Source: RefSeq, a predicted model, not a curated record